AUGGACUUGUCAUUAAUAAUUCAGCAGUCGAUAUCCCUAAGCAUAUCUGGUUCAACCCUAAAAAUUUAUGCCCAAAGUGAUGACGAAGAUGCGGGUAUGGACGAUGUGGCCAUCAAUGUUGAUGGCUUCAUGGACGAGUUUUUCAGUGAGGUGGAAGAGAUUCGAGAGAUGAUAGAUAAAAUACAGUAUAAUGUCGAGGAGGUUAAGAAGAAACAUAGCUCCAUUCUUUCAGCUCCGCAAACGGAUGAAAAAACCAAGCAAGAGCUGGAGGAUUUGAUGGCAGAUAUUAAGAAAAAUGCCAAUAGAGUUAGAGGAAAACUUAAGGGUAUUGAGCAAAGCAUCGAACAAGAAGAGCAAGGAAAGUCAGCAACAGCCGAUUUGAGAAUACGUAAGACACAACACUCGACGCUGUCAAGGAAGUUCGUUGAAGUUAUGACAGAGUACAAUCGGACACAAACUGAUUAUCGAGAAAGAUGUAAAGCAAGAAUACAACGUCAAUUGGAAAUCACUGGAAAAGCCACAACAAAUGAAGAACUCGAGGAGAUGCUUGAGCAAGGCAAUUCAGCAGUGUUUACACAAGGAAUUAUCAUGGAGACACAACAAGCAAAACAAACUCUUGCCGACAUUGAAGCGCGACAUUCUGACAUCAUUAAGUUGGAGAAUUCAAUUCGAGAACUUCAUGACAUGUUCAUGGACAUGGCGAUGUUAGUGGAAAGUCAGGGCGAAAUGAUUGAUCGCAUAGAAUACCAUGUUGAACAUGCAAUGGAUUACGUCCAAACGGCAACACAAGAUACCAAAAAAGCACUCAAGUACCAAAGUAAAGCUCGUCGGGUACAUUUGCCUACGUCAACAUUAUCAACGACAUCAUCUCUGAAACAUGCCAACGCAAUCACGACGAAACCGAAUCCGAUUGUUAAUCGCAGGGUGAACUUGUGGAUCGGAUUGAGUACCAUGUGGAACAGGGCCGGGACUUUACUGAAAACGCAAAGAAGGAAAUUUACCAAGCUAACGUACCACUGACAUGUUAUUCGAUCCUUUGGUAUUUACAACAGAAAAAGCAAAAACAAAUCAACAAAAAAUCUCUGUCAAAUGGAUUCAGCAAUCAAUCGGCAGACUUUACUUUUAAUUUAUUUUCCAUGUUUCUGUUUCUUUUUUUCUUGCGUUUUCUUUAAAUUGAAAAAUGUUUUCACACCCAAAUGUCUUCUUCUACUGCUUCAAUUAAUCUCUCACAACUAUUCUCGUACGAGUGAAGAAGAAGUGACGAAACCAUUUAUUAGGCUAUAAAAAAUGAUAUGCCACACUCUCAACCAACCAACCGACUACCCACCCACCCACACAAUCGACAUCAAAUGUUUUCUUUCUUAAGUUUCCUUGUUAUAUCUCCAUUUCGAUCCGCAUCGUUUUCUUUCCUCAUUGUCAAUGAAAGAAAACAGAAAAUGUUGCUAUGACAAAGAGUUAAAAUCUCUUUUCUUCGAGAAUUGUUAUUAUAAAAAAAAUGAAUGAAAGGAUCAAAGAAAUUUAUUUUGCAAGAUAAAAAAAAUAAAAUAAAAAGAUGAAGAAUGUUUAAAAGAAUGUUAUGAAUGAUAAUAAUUUGAGAUAAAAUAAUAUGCCAGCAAGAAAUCGUUUUAAUGCUUGUGUUAAACUCAAAUUUCUGGUUUUUGCAGCUCUUGUUGUCAUGAAGCUAAAAGAUUAAGAAGAAGCUUUUAAAAAAGAAUUAAAAUCUAAUUCAAUGGUUGAGUCAAAGCUCGCAGUGCAUGAUGAUGAUUAUAUUAAUAAAAGAAAUUAUCUUAACCGGCUUACAAUUCUUCCUUUCCUUAAUUCAUUUUUUUAAAGAAGACCUUAAGUUUUUAAUCUUGCUAUUUAAAAGUAUGAAACGAGAUUUUCUCCCAUCAACUUCCACAGACUAUCAUUUUUCAAAAAGAAAAUAAAGGAAAAGUCUCGAUUUGUUCUCGAAAUACUAAAAAAGAAAAAUAUCUAAAAGUAGAACAAAAGACAGAAAUAUUAAUUUUCAAACUAAUUAAAAUAAGAAAUGUGUGAUAAAUUAAAUUUUCACUUCUUUGCGACGCAAAAAGCUAGAAAAAAAAACUUAAAAAAAUCUUUCAUAGUCGAAAGACGAAAUAAAGAAAUGAAUUAUUAGAGUCAACAAAGAUGAAACUCUUUUUGCAAUUAUUGAUUCAAUAAAUCAUGACGAGAAGAAUAAUUAAGAAUAUUAUAAACGCCGCAUAUUGAUUGAAAUUUGUGAAGUGUUUUUUCAUUGGCAAGUUUAAAAAUUGAUCAUAAAUGAAACAAAAGUUUAAUGAAAAAUGAGUACAAAAGUGAGAAAAAAGUAUCGAAUCAGUUUUAAAUCUUCGUAAAUGCUUCGAUGUGCUUUUUAUUAGCAUUUUACACAAAAAACAACAUGGAAGUGAGAUAUUAGAUUUUUGCACAAUUUGCAGUUUGUUCUUUUAAUUGCGAAGUAAUUAAUUCAGUUCUUAUUUAGCUUGUAAAGGAAUGAAAGCAAAAUAAAAGUUGUAAAAUAAUUAAAAAAACAAAAAAUAUCAUCCGAUGCUGAUUUCCAUUCUAAAGUAGUUGGAAAUGAAAGCUUUUAUUUUCUUUUUAUUUAUUGACAUUUUCGUGAAGUAAACUUCUCUACUAGUCAUGAAGUUUAAAGACGUCACAACGUGGUUCGGGACAAAAUUAAUGUAAAUUAACGAGAAAAAAAUAUAAUAAAAAAAUUUCUUGAACGCAAGAUAAGAAAAAUAUGUUAAUUCACUAGGCUUUCCAUGUUCCAUACCGAAGAUUGUUAAGUUCGUUAUAGGCAGUUUGUAAGCGAAAACCUGUUCGUUCCAGCGGCAAAUUAAAAGUGAAGAAGUAUUUAACCCUAUAAAAAUGUAAUUUUUGAAAAGUUGUUGAAUUGGCAAAUCAAGCAAUAAAAAAGAGCGCGAAGUUUGUGCACACUAUAUCAGAAAAUAUUACAACCAUGAUAAAAAAAAGAAUAAAUUGAAAUCAUUAAGCUUUAGUCACUCUGUUGUUGGGCACGCUGUUCAGUAUGUAAUAUUUUUGGUCGCUCUGUACUUAGUCACUCUGUACCGAGUUUAUUUUUGUACAGAUUUUAAUGUGACAAAUUUUUUCAUUUCACAAUUUUUCGUCUUCCUCCUUCUUUUAUUUUCCAUUUGGUCACCUUUUUGGGUUCCCACAGAAAUAUCUUUUAAUAGCAAUUUUGAGUUUACAUUUUAAAUAACAUAAAAAUGAAAUACAUCAAACAAACGUACUUAAGUCCAAAAGAAGAAAUCAUGAAAAUUAAAAUGAAAAGAGAGUGAAGCUGAGUUGCUUCAAAUGUUAAGCAAUUUACUUUAUGGCAUUAUGAAGAAAUCAGAAAAAAAAGAAAAUUAAAAAAAAAUUCUUGCUGUUGAACGAUGUUAAAGGAAGUAAAUUUCAUGAUUGAAUGAUAAAAAAAACUUUUUUCGCCUCUAAUAACAUUUGAUUAAUUCGUAGACAUUUAUUAGAUAACAAAAAAAGCUCUUUGAUAAAAAUAAAUAUUAAACUGCUAUACUAAGUCUAGAAUAGAGCAUUUCUGGAUAGAUUUCAUGAAAGUUUGAGAAGAGCUCGUAAAAGGUAGAAGGUCAAGCCUCAUAAAUAACGCCAGACGUUUGUAAAUAACGGAGUUAACAUAUUUUAUAAACAUUUUUUCUCACUUAUCUCACCCAGAUAUUCGAGUACUUUACACAGCUUACUCUCGAGCUGAUUAGGUAGACAUUAAAAUUCAUUAAAAAUAAAAACUCCUUUCCUACUACUCUCAACAUAAACUUUCAACUUUUCUGUGUGGAAGUUUGCUUCCCUUUCAGCAAAAGAUCUUUCUACAAUUAUUUACCUUUCGUAGAGUUUUAAACUAGUAAUUACAAAAGGUCAAAAUAAAAAUGAGACGAAAAUAAGUGCAUUCAAAUCAUGUUAGAUAAUUUUCCAAAUGUAAUAAAUGAAGUAAAAAAAAUUCAGUGUUUGUAAUUUUUCUGUGUAGUCGAGAAAAAAAAGGAAAAAUUAAUUGGCUUCGACCUAAACUUUCACGAGAUCUUUUUGAACUUGCUGGUGAUCUUAUAAAUAGAGAGAUAAUACAGAAUCUCACGUACCUAACAGAUUAUGAAGUAAAAUGUUCCAGACAUAAAGAAAAAUCAGCUUCAAUAAUUUUAUCGCACUUUAUCUUCAAAUUCGUGUUCAUUGAAAAGUGAAAAUUUUUCGUUUUUUGUUUAUGAAAAUUCUGAAGAAAAUAAAAAUUAUAAAAGAGAAAAAAAAACCAUCAUCUAAAUGAUUAAUUGUUAAGCAAACAUUAAAUUAUUAAAGAAACUGCCAAUCUAAAAGAUCAAAUAAAGAUUAAUGAUUGCGAUGUACAUAGAGAAUUAUGAUGAGCAGCAUAAGCUUUUGUUUGUGGCCGAUAAAGUUUUCCACUUUAAAAAUGCUAAAAGCAAUUUCUCAAAGAAACUUAAACUUCAAUCAUCAUCAUUUUAUAUCAAACAUAAUAAUAUUUCUGUUUUAAAGAAUGAAGAUAACAGUUAAUGCUCAAAGAAAUAACAUAAAAAUGAAGAUUGCAUGUUUUUCCCGUGAUGAAAUAUUAAGCAGUGAAAGGAAAAGCUUCAUCAAUUAAAAUUUAUUUUCUUUUGUGUUGAGUACAAACAUCGACAUUUUAAUUUUUUCGUUCAACUAUCAUUUUGAUUAUUAAAGAAUGAAUAUGAAAAAUCAUAUAAUGAAAGAGCAAACCUGAAUCCAUAUCAAAAAGAGUGUUUGAAACUUAAUCUAGGAGUGAAAACUAGAAUUUUCCUUUUUUUCUCUGUGCAUCGUUAGAGAACCAAAUAAAGAAAAAUUGUAAACACUACAACGAUGAAAAGCCAAAUAAAUGUUGGACAAGGCUGGCAAUAUUAGUUGAAAACAUUUCUAAAGAAUGCUUGUCUGACGUUUUGAAAAAUUACAAAAAUAUGUGCAUGAGAAUACAAAAAGAAAAUGGAAAAGCAGUUUGAAGUAAAAGGAAAAUGGCCAUUUUUUCAGCAUAUCCAGAAAUUGAAAAGAGAAAAAUAAGUUUUAGAUGUUUAUUCAUAACAUAGCAGCAAGAUCAGAAAAGAAUUGGUAAUCAUUUGUUUAGUUUUUCUAUUUCUUGAGAAAUGUCGUGAAAGAAAACUCAAACACGUUUCGUUUUAAGACUCUUUCAGAUUUAUCUACAUAAAUACCUUAAUAGACAAGAAAAUCGUGUCGUCAGUCAGACCAUUAGUUAAAAACAUUACAAUCUUGACUAGAUAAUAAUUGAUCACGAGUAAUUAGAGGAUAGAUUGAUGGUAGAACAUAGCACACUCUUCCUCUAAUUGCUCUAAGCAUGAAACACCAUUAUACAAACUAAAAGAAAAUAAAUCCAAUUAAAUAAACUUAAAACAUAAAUGAAACAGAUUCAUUUGCUUUGCGAAAUAAUGUACAUUUCAAUAUAUCAAGUUGCUACUACUUUUGUUAGUUGAAUAUAGAAUUAAUAUCUUAUUAAUUGUCGAAGGAAGUGAGUACCUAAUUGUUUAAAUUAUUUUCCCUUGAAUAAAAAUCAUUAUUUGUAUCCAUGUGCAUUUAAAACAAUUUUUAAUAAUCCUACACCAACCAGAAAUCAAACGUUAUGGAUUAAUAAUAUUUAUGAUGUUGCAUGGCAAUGGAAUCCAGAAAGGAAAUAUUUAAAGUUCAUAGUCAUGACAUGAAAGCAUGUAGAAUUUUUUUUGACAGUAAUAAAAUCAAAAGAAAAGAAAGGAAAUUUUCCUUACAUGAUAUGUAAACUCAUCAGAAGGAAGAUUAGAGUAUUAAGGGAUACAAAUAGCAAACGUAAAUAGCGAAAGGAUUGAGAGUUUGGAUUUUUUUUGAAUCUAGCAAAUAGGGCCAUUAAUUUACCAUUUAUAUAACAUUCAUGUCAAUUCUCUACUUUAAAAAAGAUGAAAAUAAUAAUCUAAAAGAAAAAAUUGAUUAAACCAUUAACUUAAUUAAGAUCAAUCAAAAUAAUAAUGAAAGAUAAGAAAGUUAAUCGCGCCAUUCGUUUUUGUGUAAGAAACACAAAGAAAAAAAAUCUCAUUUGCGGGUUCUUAUUCUUUAAGUUUGAUAUUAGACAAACAAACAAAGUAAAAACAAUUGGCUAAGGAAAAUUAAAUUAAAAAAAGUAAAAAUAAAUCGUGCAACUUUUUCUCUUUCAAAGUCUCUCUUAUCUAAGACAAAUUGCAGAAAAGUAAAUAAAAAUUUAAGUAAAAUCCUUUUAAGUUCUAGUUUUCGCUACAAACAAGAAAAAUAUUAUGAAAAAGAAAAUUCUAUUAUAAUGUCAUGUUCAAAACAAAAAAAAAACAAGUGAAAUAAAGAAAAAUAAAAUUAUAUUGAAUGAAAAAA
Molecule: messenger RNA, 6366 nt
Organism: Clunio marinus
Lineage: Eukaryota; Metazoa; Arthropoda; Insecta; Diptera; Chironomidae
Source: the annotation of a GenBank genome assembly